AUGGUGCCGCAUCCUGGUUCGCUCUUCUUGAUUUGGAAUGCGGUGCUGGCAUGGGAGUCACAUGACGGCUGUCCAGCGAGUCAGGAGACGUCCGCAUUAAUGCAGCUGCAACAAAGUGAAGAGGCAGGAGCCUGGACGAAGCUCGUGGGUACGCCGUAUUUGGAUGAUGUACGGGGCCUGGCAUAUAGUCAGGGCGCUCUGUAUUUGGCCUCACGGUCUGAAGGAGACUUGUUCAAGAUCCGCAACAUCGGAAGCUCGGACUCUUUCUUCGCGAAGUUGACUUCCGGCCACGGGAAGGUGCGAUGGACAGCGCGGGAACCCCGAACCGAUGCUUUCGAUCUCCCUCUAGACAUUGCUGUUUCCGCGAGUGGUGGUUCAGCGACGAGCGUUUACGCCGUGGGUAUCACGAACACCCGCACUACGUACUUCAACGGGACGGGUACGGUGUUGCCGGAAAAGGGCUUGCUUCCGGCUUUGAACACUAGCGAUGGAUACGUCGUGAAGCUGGAUGACAAGGGCAGGACGCUGUGGCAGCGCACUUUGAUCACCGGGGACACAGAUGCAAUGACGGCAGUCGCCUCCUCCGGCGAGCAUGUCUUCGUUGGUGGCGCCACACGAAGUGACUUGGUGGCUGGCGAGCAGAAAGGCGGAGCAGAUUGCGUCCUUGGCAAGCUGGACCCCAAAACAGGCGAGUUCCUAUGGGUGCAGCAAUUCGGCACAAGUGGGGAAGAGGCCAUCUGGGAUUUGGCAGCUUGCACCGAUGGGAGCGCGGUGGCUGUCGGCCAAUCCAGCGGCAAUCUAUCUGGCCAGGUCUUUGGUAGCGACGACGCCUUCGUUGCAAAGUUCAACAAGCUUGGCAACAUGAUUUGGAUGAAGUCAUUUGGCAGUGAAAAGAGCGACGUUGCUUACCGUGUGGCAGCUGAUGAAGAUUGCGAAACCAUUUAUGUCGGAGGGCAAUCCGAUGGACAGCUAAAGCCCAACCAGUCUUCGCCGGAUAUUGUGGGCUUUGUUGCCAAAUUCGAUCAGCACGGCGAGAAGCAGUGGCUUGAGCUUCUUGAAGGUGAUAACGUGGUCUAUGUCGGAGCUGUCAGCACUGAUGACAUGAACAAUGCCUAUGUGGGGGGCCACACGUAUGGCAAUUUGACCAACCUGCUGAACAGCGGAGGUUCUGAUGGCUUCAUCAUCAAGUUCACAGCUGAUGGCAGUCGAGAUUGGGCCAAGCCAGUCGCAACUGACAAAGACGAUGAGGUCUUAGCUGUCGUGGUGGCGAAGGGUCAGGUCUUCGCCGCUGGAUACACAGAGGGGAAUCUGCAUGGCCUGAUCAACCAAGGGGGCCCUGCAGCUUUCCCAGGCGACGGCUUUGUAUUGAAACUUGCGACACGGCAGCGUAAGAAAGGCUACUACGGCUACUACAGAUCUCGCACCUCGACAUUGACAGAGGAGGCCGCGGAGGAGAAGGAGGAAGAGGAGGAGAUUCCAACAUCCUACUUACAGCCAGAGGAGGAGAAGGAGGAGGCGGAGAUUCCGGUGUCCUAUUUGGAGGAAACAAGCAAUCGAUCAGAGUCUUUUCUCACUCAUGUCAAAUACUGCGUGAAUGGCGUCCGAAGCGGCAGUGUUUGUUGUGCGAAACUCUGCGGGAGCUGUGGUGGAUCUGGUUGCAGUCGGCGCAAUCGGGGUGAUGUCAAGUGCUGCGGCAGUUCCAACACCAGAACAUGCGAAGACAUAUAUGAUGUAGGCUGCACGAUUCCUUCUGGUGGUUGGUGCCAAGGAGGGGGAAUCAAAAACGGCCAAACAUGCUGUUCAAGCAGCUGUGGAAGCUGUGGGGGGACUGGUUGCAGUGGGCGUCCUGGUGGGCGUACCGAGUGCUGCCUGGGUGAGACUGUUCGACCCUGUGAUGGCUACACGGAUCAGGGCUGCCGGAUUCCGGACGAUUGGUGCAAGAACGGUCUCCGCAAAAACAAGGACUGCUGCGCCUCCUCCUGUGGGAGUUGUACGGGAUCGGGUUGCAGCAGCAGGCCCGGAGGGAGCAGCAAAUGUUGCAGUAGCGGCAUCAGCGCAACCUGCAGCUCAACUUCCAGCACUGCCUGCAAGAUCAGCAACGAAUAUGGCAGCAGGUGCUCCUUGUGUUCUACCAAUGCUUCUUCGUGGAGGAUUGUGCGUGCAGCAGCGGCGGCUGCACAUAAGGUAUACAGGGACAACUGGCAGAAGAGCUCCGUCACCGGCCCAGAAAGCUAUGGCUUUAGUUUAAAAAGGAGAGAAAUGUUCAACAGCCAGCGGGAUGGAGUUGCACUAUAUCAGUCAAGUACAUCAGAGUGCAUCCUUGCGUUCUCGGGCACUGAUGAUCUCUCGGAUUGGGUCACCACAAACCUCCAGUUAGGAUCCGCCAACCGAUGUGGGAAGCAAGUGCACGCGGGUUUCGGCAGCGAGCUGGCAAGCAUCACGGAGGAUUCUGAUUUCAACGACUUCCAGGAAGAUCUUCAAAAGUGCUGCUGUGUGUUUGUAACCGGGCACAGUUUGGGAGGAGCAUUGGCUGCUAUCUUCACCUACUGUGCCAACGCCGAUGAGAAGAUCGGCGGCCGAUGGCUUCGAAUGAGAGCUCAUGGCCUGAUCACUUUCGGUGCUCCCAAGGCAUCCAAAGACAUUCUGACGAAUCCAGGCGGUGCCUGCAUUCCCGGAUUUCGGUUUGCAAACUUCGGGCGGUCAGGAUUCAAUGUUCUGAUUGCCGACUCUGUCCCAGCAUUGGCGUUCGGCGACAAGCACCCGAAGAUGACUGCAGUCAAGAUCGAUCGCGAUUGGGGGGGCCUGACUGAUGACAUCCAACCAGCUGCUCGAAUGGAAAGCUCAACUUGCACGUCUGGCGUCAGUUGGCCUUUCGCUUCGAACACCGUUAAGUUGCACGAAAUGAAGCACUACCAUGAAAUGUCGGCCAUGGCCCUGUGUGCUGUCCAUGGAUCCAACAAAAUCCCCAAACGAUCCACCCGAUGGAAAUGGGAAACGGCUACAGAACAUCAGAUUCUACUUUUGUCUUCUGAGUACCUUUGUAUUGGGCUGCGUGAGCUUCCUCUGGCUUCCAAAGUGGGACUUCAGAAUCUUUAUGGGCUGUCAUGGCUGGGUGCAUCGUCGUGGUGCAUCUGGCAAGAAGCGUGGCUCUGGGUGCCGGAGGACUACAGACCAGCCUUCAUUGCUCAGACAUUUACAAUCGACCCUGCUUUUGCACUCAGUGUGGUGGAAGGGGCCUACGCAGCCCGCAUUAGCCGGUUUGAGGAUCUGGAAGCAAUGGCGGGAGACUAUCCAGCCCAGGUCCGCAACUCAAGCCGACAGGUACUGCCAAUGCUGCCAGCGAUCAUGUCCUGCAAUGACAAUAGACAGUGGAGGUGGGGCUCCUGCCUGCUCGCCUUGCAGCUGGACCAUGGAAGGCGGCAGCCAAUCAUGGAUCCACCACGGGAUCACCAAGAUGCUCAGGCUCAGAAUGAGAACACCCAGCAGGCGGCCGCUGUCACCGGACAGCCUCCACCCUUGACGGUGUUUUCGCGGAACUGGCAGAACAGGCAGCCCAGACUGGUCCGACGUCCUCCUGCCCCGCCUGCACCUCGCCGUAUCCCGAAUCCUGUCACCCCUCCGCAGUCUGCGAUGGUGGGUCCAGAGUCGGAGCAGGCCGCUCCAGAGUCCCAAGCAGCAGAAACUGACGACGACAUGGAAGAGAUAGUGGUCGAGGACAUCCCUCAGCCAAGGACACCAUCUCCAGCCGACGAUGCCCUCCAGACUGCCGAGCCGAUGGAAGUGGCCACUUCAGUAGCAUCACGAGUCUAUCUGGAGCCAACAGCCAAGGCUAUAGGAGUCGUGGUCACCUCCAAGACGGAAGACACAGGGCCCAACAUUCCGAACAUGGCUCAGCCAGUCACCCCGCCAAGGGAGGAGACCCUACCUCGGAAGUUCGCGAAGGGCUCGAUCGGCAGACAGCAAAGGCAGAAGCAGGCAGCCGCUGGGUCUAAGGCCCGCAUGACCCGGUUGCGCUUGUCCCCAACCCAGGUUAGGGCAAUGGUGGCUAGGUCGACGGCAGUUAAGAGCAAAUGCCAACCAAAAAGGGCAAUGGAAGCUCCGGAUCAUCCGCCAGAGGACGAGCACGUUCCAUCGUCAGGUGAUGAGCAUCAUACGAGGGGAACCGAUGCCAGUCAGUCAACAAUUGAGCUUGUCCUUCCCUCUCCCCAGCAGCGGGGCACUGGUAUCGAAUUCCAUGCGGUUGGUACCCUCAGGCCGCCACCAGCGAGAGUCGCAGCGACUUCGGCUUCAUCCUCGGGCCAAGAGGGUCACUGGCUGCUGGAUAGAGGCAAUGGAGACACUGCCCCGAUCCUCCACAUGCCAGAAUGGGUUUUAACGGCUUUGCGAAGCCCUCCGACUGAGCCAGCUCCUCCGCCACCGGAGGUUCCAGUCAAGAGGCGCAAAAAGCGCUUGGGUAAAGAGCGGCAACCGCCCCGAUUGAAGGUGAUCUCCUGGAACGCUGGAGGCCUCACCACAGUCAAGCUCAAAGAAGUGGAAGCAUGGCUUGACUUAAGCCACUCCCGAGGACAGACAAUUCACAUAUGCCUUCUCUUAGAGACACAUUGGGCGUUCGACUCUGAGUGGGCGACGGCCUCCUAUCAUGUCGUACAUACCGGCCAGAACAGCAGACAGGCAGGAAUUUUAGCCUUGAUUCACAGGAGUGUCGUUUCAGCCUCCCAAAUCAGGAUGAACACCCCCAUAGAGGGCCGCCUUCUGCAGAUCAAGCUGGAUACGGAGCCUAGUGUGCAUAUUUUAGCCAUCUAUCAGCAUGUCUGGAACGAGGGACGACAACUGGAAGAGACCAUGGCAAAUCGAGAGAAACUCUGGACACAACUUGCACAACUGGUGCGAGCUGUCCCAUGGCGUUCGCAACUACUCCUACUGGGCGAUUUCAAUGCCCCAUGCCUCCCUCAUCACCCACAUGUGGGAAACAGUGUCAUGGCCACCCCCGAAACUGUGCGUCAAAAAGACCAACAUCGGCUCCAGCACAUCAUUACCCAUCAUGGCUUGACGGCAUUAAAUACCUGGGGUCGUAAGAAACACUGUCAUACUUACCAGUUUGAUUGCAAAGCUGGAACUCAGAAGACGCAGAUCGACUUCAUAUUCCUUCGCACCCAUCAGGCGGACUCACUAGCCAAGUCCUCGCACACUAUUAUGGCACCUUUUGUCCCCACUACAGGAAUGCGACACUAUCCAGUUUUUGCCUCGCUGCCCCGACCUACUCCACCAAAAACCCCUCGCCCAUCCCAAUCGCCACAAAUCAACGCAGCCACAACCACCAAACAGCUACUCGCCGACCCUCAACUAGCCACUCGUUUUCAGUCAGCUGCCCGCAGACUAGCUGCAAAGCUCCCGAGCGGUCAGGAUCCGGCCGAGACCAUCAACAAUCUACUUCAGAAGGCCUGGCAGGAGGUUUCUCCAGCACCUCCGCCUGGCCUCUCCUCCCCGGAAGAACCUCCAGGACUACUCCGCAAACUGUGGGCUUUACGCAAGGCCCGCCGCCAUGCUUCAGCCACAGCCUCAGUCCUACAAAGUUGGCUCAUGACGGCCCGCAUACAGAGACUGCAAAGACACCUCAAAAAGCACUACCUGCAGCACAAGAGAGAAAGGGUAGAAACGCUUCUUAAGGAAGCCGAAGCCACCAACAGACCCUCUGCCAUCUUCAGCGUAGUUCGUAGGCUGGCGCCCAAAACCCGGCACAUGAGAAUACAACUCCGUGGCCCGACAGGGCAACUGCUGGUUGGCGUAGCAGAAUCCACCUGCAUAGCCCAAUAUCUGAGGCAGGUUUACCACAGCCAGGACAUCACUUGCCCUCCCCCUGUAAAUCCGAUCACAGGUAUACAAUUCGAUCUGGAAGAUGUCCAGAAAGCGCUUGGGAAACUGAGCGCUGGCAAAGCUUUGCCCUCCGCCUUUGCCCCAGCCCGACUCUGGAAGCUGGUCCCAGACAUUGUCGGUCCUGCCCUAUUGCCAUGCAUGAACCUGCAAGCAUCACAGCUCCUGGAAGCUUGGCAUAAGGUCCAACUCCACCUUAUUCCCAAGAUAGCCAUUGUCAAGGAACCGAAGUCGCUACGACCCAUAGCCCUACUUCACCCGGCAAACAAGUUGUUGGCAACAAUGAUAGCAGACAAGAUCCUUCCUAAAGCAAUGGCCUACCUUGCAUCGGUCCCUCAGUGGGCCUACCUCCCCGGCCGAUCAACCGCCCAAGCGCUGGAAUCGGUAUGCUCCCACCUACACUCCGUCCGUGAUAUGCUCAGCAAACACAGCUGCUCACUCCUGCAGCGCUUUCAAGGUCACCAACCACCGAAGCUGCUCGGAGGCCUAUCUCUCAGUUUGGACAUCCGGAAGGCAUUUGACAGCCUGUCUCAUUCUUACCUCGAAGAAGCCAUGAGAGAAGCGCAAUUUGAGGAAGCUGAAAUCGCCCUCAUCCUCCACUUGCACUCCCAAGCCUGCAUGCAAAUCGGUUCCCAUACCCACAAGGCGCAGGUUUUCCUUGGCACAGGAAUUCGGCAGGGAUGCUCCCUUUCUCCCAUCCUCUGGGCCCUAGCCACAGGACGCAUCUACAGGGAAUACUGCCGAAAGCUGCGAAUCCAGGGUCUCUCGGAAGGACUCACCAACAUUUUUGCAGAUGACUUCUUCAGUAGCUGGAUGUUUAAAAGCCAGGAAGCUCUCAGCCACGCGCUACAAGCAAUGGGAGUACUGAUACACACGCUAGAGGAAGCAGGCCUCCAACUUAGUCCUGAAAAGACGGUCAUUCUGUUAGCGGCAAAAGGUACCAGUUUAGGCUCGGUGCUAAGCAAGUAUAAGAGGGUCAUUCAAUCAGUGCCGCAUCUGGAGAUCAGAGUAGGACAGCAACGCUACCACUUCCGAAUUGUCCAGUCCCACAAAUACUUGGGGGCAAAACUUUCCUACCACGGCUUCGAAAAACUCAAUCUCCAACAUCGCCUCCACACUGCCUGGGGUUCUUACUGGAGGCUACAUCAUCUGCUCAUCAGCCGAUCCCUCAGUCUUCGUCUCCGAGUCAGGCUCUGGCAAGCAUGUGUCCUGAGUGUCCUAAGAUACUCCCUUCAUAGCGUAGGCCUUCCCCCACAUGGACACCAGAUCAUCCGGCAAGCUAUCCAUAGACAACUGCGCAUGAUAGCCAGAUCACCAGCUCACCUCUGGCAUGUCACCUCGCCUGAAAUUCUGCACCGCCUUGACUUGCCUGAUCCUUGGACAUCCCUCUGCCAACAGUUCACGCUUAGUCGAUGGCCUGAAUCACUGGUGAUAACAGCGGCUCAUCAGGAAUGGCGACGAACCCUGAGUGGCAUCUUCUCUGAGACGCCUAUGGUGCUGCUCCCUACUGAUCCUCAGCCCACCCCGCUGCUUCAGUCAACCAAACCUCCUGACCAACAUGCCCUGGAUAAGACCUCCUCCUACACGGAUCGUAGUGCACAUGCACCACGGACCCUCACAUGUCCAGUAUGCAGGCAGGAGUUCUCGUCACUAGCGGCACUCAGAGUGCAUCAUAAGGCCAAGCAUGAACUCCUUGAAGCCCCCACUGAGCACCAACCCGAGCGCACCGAACUGGGCCAUUCUAUCCCUGUCACUCGUAACAAGGAAACCAAGCGCUCCUUUAAGGCCCGUAUUGCCAAACAGCGCCAGGAAAGGGCACAGCAUAAAGCCAUUAGCCGAAGGAAUGUAGGGUAUCAUGCUGCCGACGACCUUCUUAUGAAGGGACUGCCUGCCUGUCUCCAUGGAGCGGAUCCGCAGACAAGAUUUUCAUGGCUCCAUGCCCACCUAGGCCUGUGCAUAUGCCGCCAUUGUCAGAGGGCAUGUCGAAAUUGGGAGGAACUGAAAAUUCACAUCCUUACCAGAUCAUGUGAAAUUCUCUUCCCUGACUCGGUAACUCUUCUCCCUAGUCAGACCCCUCCCAAUCCACUCCCACCCUACUGGCGCUUGGAGAUUCAAGAACUGGCUGGCAAGGGAUGGGAAAAGGUAGCAUUGACCUUGCAGGCGCAAAAGGCAGACUGUUUCCGGUAUUGCCCAAUAUGCGGGCAGUGGCUUAUACAAGCACGUGGCAUCACACUCCAUAUGCAAGCUCAUCAUGCAUGGGCAGUGCCCUACUUGCAGCUGGCCCGACGCCGUGCAAAGGCUAACAGGAAAAACCUGGCCCUUAGCAGUGUGAAGAGUCUCGCUCUGAUCAUGGACUUGGACGGCGUCAGUCAGGAGGAGCUUCAGGAAGCGGCAGCCCAGCUCGAGCAUCUGCAGACCAUGGCCCUUCGAGGCUCCCGAUUCGGCUCGACAGUGACUCAGCAAUGGGAGUCAGCAAACCCCUCACGGCCUCUUUUCAGCCCUCCGAGCACGGAGGUUCCCACAAAGCACCAGGCCAGUCUGACACACACCAGCCCUCUGCAGAACAUCGAGCCCUUUCAGGAAGCCUCACCUCCCCACAAGGCCAAGGACAGGGAGGAAAGGGACAGCGGACCCCGGCCAAAGGACAGCAGCAAGCACCUCCAAAACACCAGCGACGGCAGUACCCACGAGGAGCAUCCGGCCUCCAGCUCUACGGGUUCAGACCCGCUACUCCUCAAGGUGGCACAGUUGCUGAUGAGGCACACCGAUGUGAUCAACGGAUUGGAACAAUCCACCAAAUGGAUCAUGUUCCAGGGCACGGCCCCUCCCCUCACGGUAGUGGACCAGCAGGUGCGAAUUGCAGAGGAGUGGCAUCGCCUUCAGGAGACCAACCCCUCCCAGAUCAGUCAACCGCUGAGAGUGGUUCUAUGGCAGACCUGGGCCUCCGAGAUGAUCGAACGAAUCAACCAGCUUUCCUCCGACCAGGCGCACCGCCAGGAAGCGUUGAGGUUGGGCAUACUCACGGAGCCAGACUGCUUCAAGUAUGUCCGCUGGAACCCCCAGAGCCGGGCCCUCGAACCGGAGAAUCAUGUGGCACCACUCACGGCCAAGGAGAUCAUAGACCAGCUCAAAGAAACAAUAGUGCUUUGCAAAGAAGACGGCGUCCUCAUCAAUUACAAUCCAAAUCGCCGAUUGGUUCCGGGAAUGACAGGGGCAGCCAUCACCUUCCAGGUAGUCCUAGGACUCCGCGAUGCAAAAGCCUAUCGCAUGUGGACCAUUCUAGAGAACCUCUCUGGAAACGCGUCGUUGCAACUGACAGCCACAACGCUACGCAGAGAGCGUCGAGGACGCUCACCACUGGCACAGGCCAUUGCACAGGAGCUCCGGAACGACUGCUACGCCAACGCUGUCCUUUUGUCCAGCCUUUGGACAGCGGCCUGUCACAAUCCUACUGAGGUACUCCUGAGCGACAGGAUCCAUGAGGAUAUCCGUAGUGCAAUUGCAGCAGGCUCUGAGGGUGACUCACCCAUCCACAUUUGGAGCCGACCGUUCUGGCGCAGGCUUCUUCGCCACUGGCCGGACACAGGAAGGCAACAAGAUGCUGCAGAGUUUCUGGGGUUUCUCCACCAGGCAAGUCCGCUGCAGUGUUUUCAGGGCUCUUGGGCAACACUAGAGUGCACCCUGCAAAGCAUCAUUAACAGCUGGCAUGCCCAAGAGAAUGCACCAGCCCUUGCAGCAGGUACAUCCUGCCUGGUGCUUCAACUGAACAGGUUCCGUACGGUGCGGGGCGUAGUGACCAAGUCGAAAGUUGCUGUAACCCUCCCUCGUACGGUCACAGUUCCCACUUGGAACGAGGGCCGCCUGACCCAGAAACCGUACUUGCUUAGUGCUGCAGUGAUCCACUUGGGAUCCACGCCUCGCCAAGGGCACUACAGGUCUCUGCUUUUAGACGGCUCAGGCAAAGCGUGGUGGACAGAUGAUAGGCAACCCGCCGUAGUUCCUCAAAAAGAUGAUGCUCUAUUGAUGAUGCGAAACGCCUAUCUUCUGUUCAUGCGCCCAGCCUCGGCUGAAAGGAGUUAG
Messenger RNA from Symbiodinium sp. CCMP2592, 9951 nucleotides. NCBI's taxonomy places the organism in Eukaryota, Dinophyceae, Suessiales, Symbiodiniaceae. The record is from the annotation of a GenBank genome assembly.